This is a messenger RNA of Coturnix japonica (Japanese quail), 5694 nucleotides long. RefSeq names its product potassium voltage-gated channel subfamily A member 6-like. The record is from RefSeq and is a predicted model, not a curated record. Gene Ontology annotation, biological process: potassium ion transmembrane transport; action potential; protein homooligomerization. Gene Ontology annotation, molecular function: delayed rectifier potassium channel activity; protein binding. Gene Ontology annotation, cellular component: voltage-gated potassium channel complex; membrane. NCBI's taxonomy places the organism in Eukaryota, Metazoa, Chordata, Aves, Galliformes, Phasianidae.
AUAUGAAAAAAAAUAGUAUGCUUCUUUCUGUGUCAGACAUGUUCAUAGAAAUGAAAAAACAUGCUUCCUUUUGCAGCAGCCAUCUUCAGUGCUACUGAGCGAGAAAGGAAAAUGGAUUAAGUAGCAUUUAGAUUAUAUUCACCUCCCUCCUGAGGACAGAGACAAACAAGACAGCCACCAUGAGCUGGUCAGAAAGUCCAAGACAUGAAUUAACUGAGUAUUAGCAGCUACUUAGUAGGAGGAGUAAAUAGGAAAAUAUUUUGCUUCAGUAUCCAAGCUGCUAAGAGAGUAUAGGCUAUAUGCAUAUGGUUUGCAGCCAGCAAAGACACUGGAUACUAUGAUGAUAAAAGCUUGGUGUUUUUUGUUUGUUUGUUUUGGGGGAUGGAUUAUGAUUAAUAUUUAGCACCCAACAAAGGGUUUUCAAAGACUUUUGUCCCGGGAAGGAUGGAGGCAACGUUACCUAUUAGCUCAGUUUUCAGAAGGGCAAAGCGAACCAUUGUGAGUUACCGCUUGGUUUCAGAUGCCGGUUGUGACACGGAUCAAUCAAGCCCGUAGUUCGCUGUCUCGCUCCCCUUCCCGUGUGUGUGUGCGCCGGCGGGGAAGGCAGAUCCGCCGCACAGCGCUGAGCACAUCGGCGACGGCACCAGCACCGGGACCGGGAAUAGGACCGGGGCAGAAGGAGGGGCGGCCGGGCGAGCCGCCGGGCAGGCGCAGAGCUGGAAAGGCGCAACAGGCGGGGCGGUGGGCGGCUCGGCGGCGGCGUGCGGAUGACGGGCGGCGCUGCCCGCUGAAGGAGAAGAAGUGGGGGUGCAAGCAGAGCGGCGGCAUGCGGGCGGAGGAGCCGCUGGCGCUGGCGGCCCCGCAGGCGGGCGGUGGCGAGACGGAGGCGACGAGUGAGGAGCAGGGAGGCGGCGGCUGCUGCAGCAGCGAGCGGCUAGUGAUCAACAUCUCCGGGCUGCGCUUCGAGACGCAGCUGCGGACCCUCUCCAUCUUUCCCGAUACGUUGCUGGGCGACCCAAGCCGCCGGGUUCAUUACUUCGACCCUCUCCGCAACGAGUACUUCUUCGACCGCAACCGACCGAGCUUCGACGCCAUCCUUUACUACUACCAAUCUGGAGGGCGGCUGCGGCGACCGGUCCAUGUGCCCCUCGACAUCUUCCUGGAGGAGAUCCGUUUCUACCAGCUGGGCCAGGAGGCCAUCGAGACCUUCCGGGAGGAUGAGGGUUUCAUUCAGGAGGAGGAAAAGCCCCUGCCCGAGCACCACUUCCAGCGCCAAGUCUGGCUGCUCUUUGAAUACCCUGAGAGCUCUGGACCAGCCCGUGCCAUUGCCAUUGUCUCUGUGCUGGUGAUCCUCAUUUCCAUUGUCAUCUUCUGCCUAGAGACCCUGCCUGAGUUUCGCCAGGAGCCCAAGGUUACCCAGCCUGGCUUCGGGGAGCCUGCUGUGCUUGAUGAUGACAUACUGCUGCCACCACCACUGCCAAGUGGGACCCCGCAGCCUCCAAAACCCACUGCUGGUGCUGGGCCUUUCUUCACUGACCCUUUUUUCCUCAUCGAGACACUGUGCAUCAUCUGGUUCUCCUUUGAGCUUCUUGUGCGUUUCUUCACUUGCCCCAGCAAGCCUGACUUCUCUCGCAACAUUAUGAAUAUCAUUGACAUUGUGGCAAUCAUCCCCUACUUCAUAACCCUUGGCACAGAGCUGGCCCAGCAGCAGCAGCAGAAGCAGCAGUCUGGGAGCAGCAGCAACAAUGGGGGCCAGCAACAAGCCAUGUCCUUGGCCAUCCUCAGAGUCAUCCGACUGGUCAGGGUCUUCAGGAUCUUCAAGCUCUCCAGGCACUCCAAAGGGCUACAGAUCUUGGGGAAGACUCUCCAGGCCAGCAUGAGGGAGCUAGGUCUCCUCAUCUUCUUCCUCUUUAUUGGGGUGAUCCUCUUUUCUAGUGCUGUAUACUUUGCAGAGACCGAUGACCCUGACUCACUGUUCACCAGCAUUCCUGAUGCUUUUUGGUGGGCAGUGGUGUCCAUGACCACUGUGGGCUAUGGGGACAUGUAUCCCAUGACAAUUGGUGGCAAGAUUGUGGGUUCCUUGUGUGCCAUUGCAGGCGUGCUCACCAUUGCUCUGCCUGUGCCUGUCAUUGUGUCCAACUUCAACUACUUUUACCAUCGAGAGACUGAUAAUGAAGAGCAGUGCCAGUACACCCAUGUCACCUGUGGCCAGCAGCAGUCACCCUUCUCUGAGCCCAAGAAGGGGGACAGUAAUCAGUCUCUCAGCAAAUCUGAAUUUUUGGAAGUGGAAGACCUGGAGUCCAUGAAAUAUUCCAACUUCAUUCCCCCUGGUAAUCCGGGUUAUAAAGAGAAGAAAAUGCUGACAGAAGUAUGAUCGGUUUUGUUAUCCUGGGUCCAGGCACAGAGCUGCAAGCUGCUGCACAGCCGUCUUCCCACUAGCAGUUGUAUUCAGCAUUUGCAUACCAGACUGUGAACUGUGAUGCCGUAAACGGAGUCAUUGUGAUAAUGGGCUCUUCUGUCCUGAUUUGCUGUUUCUCGUUACUGUGUUCUUGCUUUAUUCUGUGGAGUACUAGCUGUCAUUCCCUGCUCCCUCAUGGAUGUCUUUUUUUUUUUUUUUUUUUUUAAAGUCCAGUGUAAUCCAAUUCUAUCUUAGAAGGCUAACCUUUCUACUCCACUAGCAAAGAAGUCCUUGCAACAACUUCAUCUGAAGGCUUCUGCAGGGAGUAAGUAGUUAAAGGGGCUAUGAACAUUUGGCACAAGCUGUACCCUUGGUUCCUGUGCCAGCUUGGUGCCCUUGGCUGUGGGAUCAGUCACGCCUGCCACGCUAUUGCUUUUGAAUAAUAGAAAUGCUUUAGCUAGCCUCACUGUGAGUUCUGUAGGGAAAACUUGGCAAACAGAUUCUUUUCUUCUUUGUGACACUUGGCUUACAGAAGAUCCUCUUGUUUUGUGUUUCCAAAAAGUUGCAUAGAUCUAAAAGCACUUUGCUACUUCAUAUAUGUAUUUAUCGUCAGUGGGCAUAAAUAGUUUGACAGGCUUGUUGAAGAUUCUCUGUGUUUUGAUCUUGUUUGUGCCAGUGUCCUGAUGUUAAUUGGCUUUUAUAGUUCCAAGUUAACCUUUGUAGUGGUGCUUUCUCACUUUUGAGAAAAUUGUUUUGUUAUCUCCUCAAUUUAUCUCCACAAGUGUUUAGUGAGAAGUACUUCAUGCUUCAGCAGCCCAGUUCUGUAUUCAGGCAUGUGAACACAGUUGACUUCACUGUGUUUUUGUUGAAGUGUUUCUGUAGCUGAGGAAAGUUUGCAUGCUGGUAUUUUGUUGACAUUGCCAAAAAACUCAACCACCUGUGCUGCGUGAAAAUUCUGCUGAUACUGUGGGUCACAGUCAUAAAUUAUCCCUGGGUAAUUGUAUUGGCAUUAGAGGCUGGCUCUUACACCAGCUUCCCUAUGACAUCUGCAGAAACUCAAUAGCAUACACCAGAACCUUAAAAUGAGAGGAAAAAGAGGUAACCUUGAAGAGGUAUUUUUUGCUUUAUUACUGAUUCAGCCAGUUCUGGGUAUUUCUGAAGUUGAAGGCACAGAAAUGAUUUUUUCAUGCACUAGGUUUUAUGUGUGCAACUUACAGUAGCAAUGCAAAAUACAUUCCUUGGCCUGCAUUGCUGGGCUUGUCAAGGGACCAGAGAAUUACAUUUUAAGAUGCAUGUAUUUCAUCCCAGAUCACAUUUUUCUCUGUCUAUUCCCAAUUUUAAAAAGGAGAAACAAAUACUUUUAGAUUCAAUUGGUAAACUUUCAUGCAAAUACAUGUAUUGGUUUUGUUUUUAAAUAUGAAUGUAUGUUCUGCAUUCAUAUGUGUGCAUGUGUAUGAAAGCAAAGGCAGGCAGAAUCAUGGUACUAUAGAACUAUAGAAUGGCUUAGGUUGGAGGGACUUUAAGAUAAUCAAAUACCAUCACCCAUGCCAUGGACAGGGCUGCCAGCCACUGGGUCAGACUGCUCAGCAUCCCAUCCAAUCUGGCUUUGAAAUCCAGCAAGGAUGGAGCAUCCACAACUUCUCUGGGCACCAGCACCUUACCACCCUCUGAGUAAAGAUUUUUUUCCUAACAUCUAACUUAAAUCUUUCCCCUCUUUUAAUUGAAAGUUCCUCCUUUUUGUUCUGUCACUAUCAGACCAUGUAAAAGCCAGUCUCCCUCCUGCUUAUAGCCUCCCCUACAUGCCACAGUGAAGUUUUCCCAGGACCUCUCCAACUUAAAUAAGCCCAGCUCCCUCUGUUUUUUCUUUGUGAUAGAGGUGCUCCAGACCCUUGAUCAUCUUCAUGACCCUCCUCUGGAUCUGCUGCUGUAACUCCAGAACUUUCUUGUGCUGGGAGUCCCAGGCUAGAUGCAGAACUCCAGAUGAGGCCUCACAAGGACAGAGUAAAGGGUAUAAUCGCCUCCUUUGCCCUGAUGGCCAUCCCUCUUUUGAUGCAGCUCAGGGUACUGUUGGCCUUCUGGGCUGCAAGCACACACUGCUGGCUCACAUCCAGCUUUUUGUCCACCAGGAUCCCCAAGUUCUUCUCUACAGGGCUGCUCUCAAGGAGUUCUUUUCCAUGUCUGUACACGUAUCUGGGAUUAUCCUGAUCCAAGUGCAGAGUGUUGCACCUGACCUUGUAGAACCUCAUUAUAUUCUUGUGGGCCCAAUUUUGAAGCCUGGCCAGGUCCCUCUGUAUGGCAUCUCUUCCUUCUGUCAUAUCACCUGCACCACUCAGUGUGGUGUCAUCAGCAAACUUGCUAAUGGUACACUCAAUCCCACUGUAUAUGUCACUGAGAAGGAUGUUAAAGAGCACUGGUCCCAAGUCAGGCCCCUGUUGGACACUACUCAUCAUUGGCCUCUACCUGGACAUAGAUCCGUUGUCCACAAUCCUGUGACCAUCCAAACAAUUCUUUUCCACUGAAUAGUCCACAAAACAGAUGUAAUAACAAGGUGCAAAAUAUAUAAGAUAUGUUUUAUGUAUAUGCAUAUAUCAUGCUUUUCAAACAUAGGGCUGAGAUUGCUAAGGACGUGUCCUUUAAUAUCACCUAAGCUGGCAGGGUAGAGAGGUGGGAUCUGUUUGCAUCUUUGUUACCCUGCUUAUCUUCCACUGUCCUGAGAUUUGGCUCCAUGCCUAGAGUGCUUUUAUUGUGACUCUUCUCUUCUGGGUCCUGAUCAUAUGGUAGAAGUUGUUUGUGUAAGUCCUAACUGCUGCAUAUCUCCAGAGACCCAUUAUCUUCUCAAAGUUUUCUAAUGUACAAAGGACUCCCCUUAGGUCAGUGCACAGACAUUGCACUGAUGCCAUUUGUUACUGCAGAUCAGCCUGGGAGACCAUGUAUAGUGUGGUAUAGUGAUGGCUCUGUAGAUGAGAGGAGCUUGCCUGAAUAAAGAGAGCAGAAUGUGACUUCCAGGCUACCUCCAUGGAUGCCUGUAAGUGCCCAGUGAUUUUUUUGGUUCAUUGGAACUGAGACAAAUUUAUCUGAAUUUCUGGGCUUUGGGUUUUGUUCUGCAUCUCUUGAAGCAUGUAACUUGUGGGUCAGUAAUACUGGUACAGCAGUAGGAGUAAUCCCACUGCAAGGUGGGAUCUCUGUUGAUUUUGUGUAAAAAGUUGUCUCGGUCUCUGAAUUAAUUCUGCAAAAUGCUAUUGUUGUUCUUAGUUGUGUAUCAGAUUCAGUACAAUGAAAUAUUCUUCUGAAUGCAA